AUGAUGGACGAGGAGAGCCUACAGAGCGCGCUCCGGACCUACGGCGCACAGCUGCAGCAGGUGGAGCUGGCCCUGGGUGCUGGCCUGGAUCCCGCCGAGCUGGCCGACUUGCGCCAGCUCCAGGGAGACCUGAAGGAGCUGAUCCAGCUCACGGAGGCCAGCCUGGUGUCUGUGCGGAAGAGCAAGCUGCUGGCCACCUUGGACGGAGAACGCCCAGACCAGGACGCCGCCGAGUACCUGGCUUUCCAGAAGGCUGUUGCUGAAGCAGUGGAGGUGCCAGUAGCCUCCAGCGCAGAACUGGACCCUGUUCCUGAGAAAAAGGCUGGGCCAGCACCCAGCGAGCCUGGACUGGAGGAGGAUGAAGGGGAGGACUUGGAGGAUGAGGGAGAGCUGAGUGGGAUGAAGGUGAACGCCCCCUACUACAGUUCCUGGGGCACCCUCGAGUAUCACAACGCCAUGAUCGUGGGCACGGAAGAGGCAGAUGAUGGCUCUGCAGUUGUGCGGGUGCUCUACCUCUACCCCACCCACAAGUCCCUGAAGCCCUGUCCCUUCUUCCUGGAGGGCAAGUGCCGCUUCCUGGACAACUGCAGGUUCUCCCAUGGGCAGGUGGUCUCUGUGGAUGAGCUGCGCCCCUUCCAGGACCCGGACCUGAGCUCCCUGCAGGCUGGUUCUGCAUGCCUGGCCAAGCAGCCAGAUGGUCUCUGGCACCCAGCACGGAUCACUGAUAUGGACAGUGGCUACUACACAGUCAAGUUUGACUCGCUGCUGUUGAAGGAAGCCGUUUUGGAGGGGGACAGCAUCCUUCCCCCAUUGCGCCCAGAGCCUGCAGAGUCUUCUGACUCAGACAGUGGUGACCCAGACGAUUCCAGCUAUGCCAGAGUGGUGGGACCCAGCGCCACCGACCACGGCGCCUGCAGCUCUGCCUUCGCCGGCUGGGAGGUGCACACGCGGGGCGUCGGCUCCAGGCUGCUCGCCAAGAUGGGCUAUGAGUUUGGCAAGGGUCUGGGCCGACACUCAGACGGCCGGGUGGAGCCCAUCCACGCUGUGGUGCUGCCUCGGGGGAAGUCGCUGGACCAGUGUGCAGAGAUCCUACAGAAGAGGACCAAGGGCAACAAGGCUGGCCCUCGUCGGGCCCCAAAGUGCCGGGGCAGAGGAGGCAGGCCUGGGGGCCGCCCGCCCCCCCGGAGCGUGUUUGACUUUCUGAAUGAGAAGCUGCAGGGCCAGGCUCCUGGGGCCCUGGAGGCAGGGGCUGCCACCCCUGGGAGGAGUGGCAAGGAGCUGUACCAUGCCAGCAAGGGCACCAAGCGGGCCCUGAGCCUGCGGCUCUUCCAGACCGAGGAGAAGAUUGAGCAGGCCCAGCGAGACAUCCGGGGCAUCCAGGAGGCUCUCGCCCGCAACACUGGCCGGCACAACGCGACGGUGGCCCAGCUGCAGGAGAAGCUGGCAGGAGCCCAGCGGCAGCUGGGGCAGCUCCGGGCCCAGGAAGCGGGCCUGCAGCGGGAGCAGAGGAAGGCGGACACUCACAAGAAGAUGACGGAGUUCUAG
Molecule: messenger RNA, 1545 nt
Organism: Pipistrellus nathusii (Nathusius's pipistrelle)
Lineage: Eukaryota; Metazoa; Chordata; Mammalia; Chiroptera; Vespertilionidae
Source: the annotation of a GenBank genome assembly